AUGGCGAAGUUUGUGUUCGUGGUGCUGAGUGCGCUGUUGGUUGGAGGGGCGCUGGGCGAAGCGGCGCUCGGCAACUACUACAAGGACGUCGUGCGGGAGCAGCACGAGCUGAUCAAUGAGAUGAAUCAGAACUUCACCGAGCUGGAGAAGGCCAGCGAGAAGCUGAUCGAUUUGGGCGUGUACGUCGGCAAGCACAAGCUGCCCCCGAAGACGGUCAAAAUCACCAAGACGGUGGCGGUGAAGGUGCCAGUUCCGUUUCCGGUCAGGGUACCGGAACCGGUUCCGGUGCCCGUACCGGUGGCCAAACCCGUCCCGGUCCCGGUACCGACGCUCGUGGCAAUCCCGGUCGAAGGAUCGGCCAGCCCGACCGCCACCGCCACCACCGGCACCACCGGCACCGGAAGUCCGAGCCCGACCGCGGCCGGAACGGGCCCGGAUGCGGCACCGGCGUCCUCGCAGGCGCACCCGAGCACGGUGCAGCUUCAAGAGUACGUACACUCGUUUCCAAUACACUCUGUAUACGACGCUGGCGACGAUUACAAUCCCAUGGAAGGAAACCGUCUCGCACUAGCGAAGCACACUGCCUCCCCUACUGAAAGCACGUUCAGUAAACCAAGUCCUUCUUCACUUCAACAGUUGGAAGAGUACCAGCAACAGCACCAGCACCAGCGCCCCAGCCACGGGCCGUCCCAGCCGAAGCACUCCCGCCCAAAGCCAGCGCAGGCGGGAUCGGGUCCGGGUGCGGAACAGUACUACGCCGGAACCGGACAGUACUAUGUCGGUGGUGCUCAAGUUCAAACCGGUGCGCAUACGGCUGCAAAGCUCGGACCUCAGUCUCAUGCGCGCCCAGCGUCGACCGAGUCGUAUGGUUAUGGGGGUGGGCAAAUCCGGCAACACCACCCGACCGCGCUCACCCGUACCCCGGAUACGGUCUAUACCGCUGCGGCAGGUUUCACCGGAGGCGAAUCUGCGUCGGUUACGGCGCCGGCCGGAUCUACGGGCUACCGCUUCACCAGCGGUCAGCAGCUCCAGCGAGGACAGCCCGGAACGGCGGCGGCCUUCUCGGUUGAGCAAUACGGUCGAGGAGGAGGAGGAGGAGGAGAACGAGGUGGAUCCGGAGUCACAGGAAUCACCGGAGGAGGACGAGGAGGAGCACGAGGAGGAGGAAGUGGAGGAGGAGGAAGAGGAGAAGGACAGCGUGUCGGAGGAGGACUCACAAUCGGAGUCGGAAGAGCGCCCGAAACGGAAGCGGAAGUUGUCUCGCAAUCGUACCACAAAUACGCGGAAGCAGCGGUCAUCCAAAUCCCGAACGGCCACCACGAAGCGGCCAAAAUCCUCCCGCACUUUGAAAGCGAAAGUGAAGCGCAACUCGAAGGGCAAACGUCGGGACAAAGGAACACCCAAGGCGGACCGGAAAACGACGACGACAACGACGACGCCAAAACCCAAGCGCUCCACGAUCUCACACCACGCCCGUUCCAACUUGUUCGCGAAUCGUACGCCCGGUAUGAGAAGCCCACUUUUGGCCGCUACCAAGCCGACACCCACCAUCACGAGCACACCGUACGCACACCCCAUCACCAGCACUUCCGGCAGCACACGGAACGCCCUCACGAAGCAACCGGCGAGACGAGUAGCGGAAGCGGCACCAGCGGAAUCCCAAGCUUCGAUCACGCGCCUUUUGCCCAACCUGGCGGAACAACCGGUGCUGGUGGAACCGCCGAAUUAUCAUCCACCACCGAGACACACGGUUACACGGUACCGGGGGAACGGCCCUUCUACUCGUCGCUACCCGCCACGGGCUACCAUCAUACGCAUUCACAUCAUAAGGACACGCCGGGGCGGCAAACGGGUCAAGAUUUACGUCAUCAAACCAUCGACGACGGUGGCGCCAUUGGUGGGGCAGGGAGUGGUACCGGUGGGGCCGGUGGUACCGGAAGUGGUAGCGCCGUGGAGCCCUUUCCCUUCUACCAAGCCACCAAGGACGAUCCCCAUCUUGCUCGGGGAAGCCUCCAAUCGCUUCACACAAACAUUGCUGCCAGCGGAGCAACCUAUCAGCUUGAGCAACAGUUCGGCGGUCACGAGGAGUCCUCGUCACAGUCCGGACAUCGGGAGCACCACCAAUCCGCCGGUCACCACCACCACCACCAUCGGGAGCACGCUGGCUCGAAGUACGCGCCAAAUUACGGAACCAAGUCCGCCCUCUACAGUGUCCCUAGUGACGCUCAUCUCUUUCCCGACUACAACCCCAACGGAGGCGGUCACGACGACGGAGCGGGUGGAAAAUUCCACUACCACUUCCACAAUGUCCACCCCGUCGGAGGAGGAGCUGACCACCACGAGCCAGCAGCCAGUGAGCAUCAGUACACCGUCCACGCCGUCCAGCCCGGUGAGCAGUACGAUGUUACCGGAUCGGACGGAAGUCUCCUAAGCUCGUACGAUCCACCUGCCAGCGGCAACACCUUCCACUUUCACGAUGACGAUGGUGCGGGCGGCACCCGCGGUCACUUCCGGGCACCGUACGGGGAGGUUGGUUCCUACGAACACGUGCUUACGCCGUGA
Molecule: messenger RNA, 2562 nt
Organism: Anopheles nili
Lineage: Eukaryota; Metazoa; Arthropoda; Insecta; Diptera; Culicidae
Exons: 2
Coding region: 1-2562 (853 amino acids)
Source: RefSeq, a predicted model, not a curated record